CACACACGGAAAUCGGCGUAGAGGAUAGUUGCGAUCUUGCCAGGCUGAUAGAUCCUAGAUGCCCAUACAAGCGUCAUAGGUGAGGCUGAAGGGGCAGUGGCUUUCUGGGUUAGGGUUUUAGCGCGGCUUGGAGCGACAGCUGAGUAGGUAGGUUUCGGAAGCACAGGGACACGGAACCAAGAUUUACAACAUGUUGCUAGACAUGGAAUUGACAUGGGAACGAGACAUGUGCGAUGCCAAUUUCGUAGAGAUAAUCUACUAUAAUCGCCUGGGGCGUCCAGAAUCUCUAACACAGAAAGUGAGAUACAGUAGCGACGAUGACAAAGAACAAAGCAACCAAGGCCUUCGAAGUGUCGUCGUAUCGAUGAGACUCGAUUCGCCAUACUUCGCCGAUGCCCGUCAAUCAGAAGAUAGGACCGUGAUCAGAAUUGUUGCAUUGAGUCGCUAAACAGAGGAUGAGCGAUCUAAUGGGAGCCGAGUUACUCUAAGUACCGAUACCUUGACACUAGCACACAGUUAAGUAGCUUCACUCGCACCAUAGUCGUUACUAUCAACUAGAUUGAUGAUAUCCGAGGCUCGCGGCGAAGUUUUGCGCCAUUUCGUCUAUUGGACGGAUGUUAUCACCUCCAGUUCAAUCAUGAGACCUCUCCACAUGUGCUUGACUGUGUUCAUAGAUUCCAGUCUUAUGAGUCGUGACGCAGUAGACAUGGGUAUUUUAGUCUAAACUCCAUUGACUAAGGAGCCGUGAUAUGCAGACACCAUGAAAAUGUACUACCCAACUCGCUUCUCAACUGCAUCUUGGAU
This is a messenger RNA of Truncatella angustata, 804 nucleotides long. RefSeq lists its product as uncharacterized. Bases 191 to 448 code for a protein of 85 amino acids. Lineage: Eukaryota; Fungi; Ascomycota; Sordariomycetes; Amphisphaeriales; Sporocadaceae. The transcript is spliced from 4 exons. The record is from RefSeq and is a predicted model, not a curated record.